CGCCAUUUUAAAGUCGGUGUUCGUGUAAAGCAAAAAUGUAUUUAAAAAUAUAAAGUAUAGCAGCUCUUUAUUUGAAGUCAUAAAAAAAUAUAGUUCUUGCUGGUAUAUCAGUUAUGAGUGACUUUUCUUCCAAUACGGUUUGUUAUAGCUAGUCAGCAGCAGCGGUUUACAUGUGUAGUAAAAUGUCGCUAUGUUUCUAACGCAUUUUAUAAUAGCAGUUCCUUACCAUUCUUGUAACGAGAUGAUAACUAUAGUCUGGUUGUCUACAGUCCAUAUUUGUCUACAAUCAUCAGUAAGCAAAAAUGAGCAAAAUCUUUUUCAGUUAUAAGAAUACAAACCAAUUAAAAUAAUUGCCUGAAUGUCUAAUGCUUAACAAACAGUUUAGGUCUGGUCAGAUGCACAGGUAUGUGAGUAUUUAAAUAAAAUGGUUUGGCUUCCGGGAUACUGAAUAUAUCCCGUUUUGAUUCAACUCGCUUCCGUAUUCACGUAGUAGAAGUUAUGCAUUGUCGAAUACAGGGAAUGUGGAGAGAUGAUCUUUUUACCUUGGGUAUCGCAGCGACGCAGAAACGAGGCCCCCAAGUCAUUUGAGCGUGGAGUAGAAGGUGUGACGAAUGGAAAUAGUUUCAGUUUGUAAGUUGUUUGAGGCUUGCUUAUUUUUGAACGAACUUCUAUACAAGUUUUUACGCAACGUGCAGGUAAAGCAGUAUCACUUAAUUGAUUUAGUUGUUUAAACGUUGUUUGGAUAUAAUAGAGAUCAAUUUACUGCACGAAACAAAUUCAGAUCUUCGAACAAAAUCUUAUUAACUAGGUAACAAAAUUUGCAAUCCGUUCCAAUUCAAAUUCCAGGAGUAUAUACUAAGAUACAUUAUUUAAUAUAAGAUAUAAAAUAAUACCAAGUUUGGAAUAAAUAUAAUGCGAAUGUGAAAUAAAAAGUUUUAAAAUUCCGUAAACUUGACUUAGAUGCUAUAUUCAGUCAAUGAUCAGUUAACCCCUAUAUACCCAGUUACACGCGAUGAUUAAUCGAAAGUACGGUACCUGACGGACAAAAUGGGUGAAUGCAAACAACAAUCACUUGGGCGAGUGAGUACACGUUUAACUACGUCCUUUGUUAAACCAAAACGCUUCCAAAAACGUACUCAGAGCAAAUAAAAAACCACCAAGCAAUGCCGUAAGGUUGGGGAGAAACUGUGAAAUCAAUCAAUUCACUGUAGAAAAUGUCCUUUUUGAAAUGUUUCCAAUUAUAUAGCGUUGCUAAGUUGUGCUGUAUUUCACCGUUUAACUUACAGUUGCUGAUGGCACUUCACUACUUUAAGUUUUAGAGUUAGAUCGCGAAAAGCAAACAAAUAGUACGUAUACGUAGAGACCAGUAAUGUAAAUAAUCUUUACAAGUUCGAAUAAGAAGUGUAAGGUGUAGUAAAUAGGAAUAGGAAAUUUCUGUGUAAUGUAAGGAACGAGGCCUGGAGGAAACCGCAAGACUUAUCAUCGUUUGAGGAUAACCUUUAGUUCACAGGGAAAUUGGAUUUGGGAGACUGCGACUCGCUGAUUGAUCUGUUAGGUUGUAUUUACACAGAUUUCUCAUAGUUGUUUCGUAGUAGAAAAUGUGCCGAUUCAGUGUCUGAAACAACUUUCGAAUACGUAGUGCUCAUAAGUUUAACCAAAUUCGCUACGACGAGGUAUUAUUUUUUUCAAACUGUUGAUUGGAUGUUUUAUUACUCUGGUAUACAUGACAACAGCUAGAAAGAAUUUCAUAUAUAUCGUGUCUAAUUGACCCACCUGCUCGCGAGAGAUUGUAAAAUAUUUGUGCAUGUUAUUCAUUGCCUCAGCAACUUUCGAGUGCUACUAAGAUUGUUAGUGCGUAACUAUUUAUAAAUUUAGCAAACAUGUAUAUUAUUGAGAACUGUUGUUAAAACAAAAAUUUCUGCAAUAUUAGAUUUGAUACUUCACAACGAGUCCAGACAGUAGAAACGGUUCGAUUCAAGGAUGGGCCUCUUCGAGGUACACGAAAAAUAUUCCUCACAGUCCUGGAAAUUAUGUGUAUAGGAAUUAUAUCAGUUUAUUUUACUCAAACAGGAUGUUUAUCACGUAGUCAAUACAAUUACCGAAUUGUUGUUUUUACAUUGAUUCCACCCAUUCAUUGUUGUCGAAGCCGUUUAAUAUUAUUCACAAUGAGGACUAUAUUUUUACUACGAUCGAGACAAAGAACUAAAUGUAUCGGAUUCGCAUUCAUUUGCUUCAUUGUUUACGUUUACAUGUUUCUUUGGACUAGUCAGGAACUUCAGCCACAAAUAUCAGAUGUUGAAGCAGUACACAAACAAAAUAUAAUUGACAUUUCCGGUAAUAUAAGAUCACCUGUACAAGAUCCAGUUUUGAAAGACGAAAACGUCACUUUUCAAGUCCAUCCGGAAGAUCCAGCCGGAUAUUUUGUUGGACUUCAUCAUUCAAAUUUCGAAAAAAUAGUAAAUCCUCCUGGACAUAAACCAACUAUACUUAUAUGGCAUCCUCCGUUUGGCUCGAAAACAAACUAUCUCGCAAACCCAGAAGUAUGCGGAGGGGACGUUGAUUGCCUUAUCACAUACGACAGAAAUUUGCUCAACGACAGCGGUGCUAUCGUUUUUCACUUCGGUGGUGCCAGACGAGAAGCUAUGCCGCCUUUCAGAAAACCAGAACAGCUUUACUUAUGGUGGACUGGAGAAAAGAAUCAUGGGUCUCAGUUAACAGAAUUUGACAAUUUUUUCAAUCUAACAUUUACAUAUCGAUCUGAUUCUGGAAUAUACGCUCCUUAUGGAAGCACUAAUCUUAUUUUACAAGAACUACGUGAAGCGAACGAUUUAGAUCUCGAAGCUUUACUGGAAAAGAAAAGAAAAAGUGGGAAGAUCGCAGCCUGGGCGGUAAGCAAUUGCGGAGUACAUCGCAGAAUGGAUCUAGCCAAAAGUAUUAUGAAUAAAGGUUUACAGGUAGACACUUUCGGUCGAUGUUUUGGAGGUCGUCAAAUAGGCGCAGGUACAUAUUCAGCGUCAUUUUACGAAGCGCUUUCUAGCUACAAAUUUUAUUUUUCAUUCGAAAAUGGAUAUCACUGCAAAGAUUAUAUGACUGAGAAGUUUUGGUUCAACGGCCUUCGGUCUGGUGCGGUUCCUAUUGUGCACGGUGCUAAAAAGGAAGACGUUGCCGCGGUCGCACCAAAAAAUUCUUUUAUCCAUGUAGAAGACUUUGAUAAUGUGGAUGAACUUGUAAAAUAUCUUCAAUAUUUAUCAAAUAAUGAAACGGCAUACAGAAGACAUUUAGAAUGGAGAACGUGGGUAGCACAUCCUGAGCUAAUGGAAGAGCGUUUAAAACCUCACAACAGAGACAAUGAUUUACGCAGUUUUUGUAAGUUGUGUAGGAUUUUGCAAGAGGAGGAAGAAGCAGACAGGCAGGGUAAGAAAAGGAGGCAAAUGAUUGUUCCUUCAAUGAACGAAUAUUGGUGGAAAAUGGAAAACCCAGAAUGUUUGAAUGGAUGAGAGUUGGUUAAUAAUGCUCAGUGGAAAAUCGUUCACAAAAAUACCUCCAUAAUCAUUUUUAUGAGGCUGAUAAUGUUUGAUAAAAAGAUGGGUGAUUUCUUAUUCAAUAUACAUGCAAAAUUCAAAUUUAUUUUAUUUUCCAGAAUAACUUUUCAUGGCAUCGAGCCAUGCAUGUAUUUAGUUGCCAUCUGCGUAUAUUUUUUAAACUUAUUAAAAUGGCGGAAAAGUUGGUGUUCUUUUGUGUUGUAUUUGAGCGACGGCGGAUGAAAUUUCUAUUUUUUAUAUUGUGUUCGUAAUUUCGAAUUUCUUUUGCCUUUUUCUUCAAAGCAUUAUGUCACCUGUCCAUUUCUAAAAUGACCAAAACUACUGUUCCAUAAUCAUUGCCACUCGGUCAAUUAAAAACAAGUAGGGGUUCUUUGCUUACUACUUGCCUUGAAGUCGACGAAUUUUACCUUAAAGGCAUGGGUGAUAGAAAAAAUAACUCAAUUAUCCAUUACAGUUUUAUUGAAUUAAAUAGUGUUUGCGACGAUGAGUCGAUGGGCCAACUCUUAAUCGACUGACUUCGUAUUUAAACAAUUUAUCUGCUCAAUAAUUUUACUUCAUGGAAUAUUUCAAAUGGUUUUGUUAUUGUUAUGCAAUGCGAUAAUGUAUGAAAGCUCAUUCAGCGUAUGCAACUCGUGCCAAGCAAACAAGUAUAUACCAAGAGCGAAUGAUAUUAUAUAUUUGUAUUAAAAUUCAAUAAUUUA
Molecule: messenger RNA, 4243 nt
Organism: Styela clava
Lineage: Eukaryota; Metazoa; Chordata; Ascidiacea; Stolidobranchia; Styelidae
Product: 4-galactosyl-N-acetylglucosaminide 3-alpha-L-fucosyltransferase FUT6-like
Cellular component (GO): membrane
Molecular function (GO): alpha-(1->3)-fucosyltransferase activity
Source: RefSeq, a predicted model, not a curated record